AUUGCGCUGAGGGGAAAUUCAAGCAGUACUUGCUGGUUGUCAGGUCGCGUGCAAAGAUGCAUCAUUCAGCACGUCUCUGUUUGUUUUCUCUUUUAUGUGUAUUAUCUGGAACAUACGGUGGUAAAGUGCUGGUAUUUCCACUAGAUGGAAGUCACUGGGUGAACAUGAAGGUCCUUAUUGAGGAACUGCAUAGGAAAGGUCACAAUGUGACUGUGGUAAGACCUUCCAACAGUUGGUAUAUCAAAGAGGAGUCUCCUUUCUACAGUUCCAUCACAAUUCCAAACACAGGAGGAUUUGAUGAGGAGUUUAGUGGUUUAUUGAUCAACCGUCUCUUGGAAAUUAAAAGAGGAGGGUAUUUUGUUUUGAACCGUGUUCGUCUGGAGUUUGAAAUCAUGAUGAAGUUUAAAACCAUGCAUGAAGAUAUGUUGCAGAUGAUGGACAGAAUGUUAGAAGACGAAAAAGUUAUGAACUCCAUCCAAGAUGCUAAAUUUGAUGUGGUGCUAGCAGACCCCGCUGUAGGAGGUGGUCCAAUCCUAGCUUAUAAGUUUAAUAUUCCUUUAGUUUUUAAUGUUCGGUGGACAAUUCAGGGAGAAGGACAUUUCGCUAUUGCCCCUUCUCCUCUGUCUUAUAUCCCUGUUCCAGGAGUAGAGCUUACAGACAAGAUGUCCUUCCUUCAACGUGUCAAGAACGUUUUGAUAUACUUAAUCAGCCAGAUCCAGAUGCAAAUCAUGGUUGAACCCAUCUAUGCGCCUUUCUGUCACAAACAUUUUGGCCCCAAUGUUACAUAUUUCUCACUUUUCCAGGAUGCAGAUAUUUGGCUCAUGAGGAAUGACUUUACCUUUGAGUUUCCACGACCUACAAUGCCCAAUAUUGUCUAUAUGAGUGGUUUCCAGUGUAAACCUGCCAAGCCGCUUCCAAAUGAUCUUGAAAAGUUUGUGGAAAGCUCGGGAGAGCAUGGAGUCAUUGUCAUGUCUUUAGGCACUCUCAUUGCUCAGCUUCCACAAGAUAUGACUGAUGACAUAGCAGCGGCUUUUGCGGAGCUUCCUCAAAAAGUGAUCUGGAGGUAUACAGGACCACGACCUGUGACUCUUGGUAACAACACCUUACUUGUAGAAUGGCUCCCUCAGAAUGACCUGCUCGGACAUCCCCAGAUUAAAGUAUUUGUGGCACAUGGAGGAACCAACGGAAUUCAGGAAGCCAUCUACCAUGGAGUGCCCAUCUUGGGUCUACCUUUAGUUUUCGAUCAGCCUGAUAAUCUCUUCAGAAUGGAAGCAAAAGGGACAGCAAAGAUUGUAGACAUUGCAACUUUGGACAAGACUGUGUUUCUGGAAGCAUUAAAGGAGGUUUUGUAUAAUCCGUCUUACAGAGAGAACAUGCAGAGACUGUCCAAGCUGCACCACGACCAGCCAUUGAAACCUCUUGAUCGUGCCAUGUUCUGGAUCGAGUUUGUCAUGAGGAACAAAGGAGCUCCUCAUUUACGGACACAGUCUUUCAGAAUGUCCUGGAUUGAGUACCACUCUAUAGAUGUUAUUCUGACAUUAAUGGUGACGGGUUUUGUAUUUGCAUUGAUGAUUGGUUAUACAAUUAAAUAUUUUUGCCUUUGUGUAUUUAGAAAGAAAGUAAAGCGUGAGUGACAUAUUGGCUUAA
Danio rerio (zebrafish) is the source of this 1647-nucleotide messenger RNA. RefSeq names its product UDP glucuronosyltransferase 5 family, polypeptide A1 (gene ugt5a1). Gene Ontology annotation, cellular component: membrane. The record is from RefSeq and is marked validated. Gene Ontology annotation, molecular function: UDP-glycosyltransferase activity; glucuronosyltransferase activity. NCBI's taxonomy places the organism in Eukaryota, Metazoa, Chordata, Actinopteri, Cypriniformes, Danionidae.